CACGUUACAACCCGGAAGAAUUGCCUUUUUCUGAUUAACGUUUGAAUAAACAAGAAUGAGCAAUUUGUCUUAGGGAGAAAAGAUUAAAGGCGAUGCUGCAAACGUCGUGCGGCCAUCCUCAGUAACAUCUGUGUGUUCACCCUCGGCGUUGGAGGUAACGUUGGAGGCGGUCGAGUGUGUGCAGCAACGCCCUAAUGCCAGCCACCUUAUCGAAGAAAAAUAGCCCUGCUCUGUUUACAAAACGGGUGAGAGAGAGAAAUUGUUGCCCUGCAGUGUAGCUAAUCGUGCGGUUGUGGUUUUAGACGAAGGAAAUAUGGCUGAACUGCAUGUCGUGGAGCCGAGCGGCACUAGCACUAUAGAGCAGACCGAGCACCGUGAUGUCCGGGGGUCUGUGCGGCUGGCGUCGCCCACUCUCAUGGUUCCCCCGCGGAGCAGCCUGCCCAGUCCCGGGAUGUCGAACAACAGCGGCCGGUCGGUGUUCGGCUUCCCGAUGAAGAGCAACCCCAGCUCGCCGUCUGAACCCGCGGACAAGCCGGGCUCCCGCUGGGUCCGCCUCAACGUCGGCGGCACCUACUUCAUCACAACCAAACAGACCCUGUGCAGGGACCCCAAGUCGUUCCUGUACAGACUAUGUCAAGAAGAUCCCGAUUUGGACUCGGACAAAGACGAGACAGGAGCUUACCUGAUUGACAGGGACCCCACAUACUUUGGCCCCAUCCUGAAUUACCUUCGGCAUGGAAAGCUCAUCAUGGAUAAGAACCUGGCAGAGGAGGGUGUCCUCGAGGAAGCCGAGUUCUACAACAUAGCUUCACUGGUGAGGCUGGUUAAGGAGAGGAUACGAGACAAUGAGAAUCGGACGUCUCAGGGCCCUGUGAAGCAUGUGUAUCGAGUACUGCAGUGCCAAGAGGAGGAACUCACACAGAUGGUCUCAACCAUGUCGGAUGGCUGGAAGUUUGAGCAGCUCAUCAGUAUUGGCUCGUCAUAUAACUAUGGCAAUGAGGACCAGGCGGAGUUUCUAUGCGUAGUUUCCCGCGAGCUCAACAACUCCACCAACGGCAUCGUCAUCGAGCCAACCGAGAAGGCCAAGAUCCUUCAAGAGAGAGGCUCGCGGAUGUGAGGAGACAAACCGCCGAUCCUGAGCUAAAUAACACUUUAUCUAAACAAAACAAACAACAGCACAUGACAUUUUCUCCAGUUCCGGCCAUGGUCCAUGACUUCAUCCCCUUCCCGCCAUCACCCCCUUCCUCUGGUGUGCCUUUCCACAGUGGGGGCUCUGCCACGCCCCCUCCCCUACAGUGCUGCAACACCACCCCGACCCGCAUUCUCAUUUCCUCCCCUUCAUCGUCGGCUGCGGAACAUUUAGCGGGGAGGUUAAGGGAGAUCGCCAGAGCUCGGAUGCUCAUAGUGGUUGUCAUUUGCGAAAGGGCUUUCGAGGGUCAUUAUCACAGUGAUUUUAGGCAGCGCGUUGUUGUCAGAGGAUGGCUCCCCCGGCACAGAGCUAAAUCAUCAUCAUCUUCGUUAUCAUCAUUAUCAUCAUCAUCAUCACACCAUUAACAGACAGGACACUUCCUCUUCCUUGUGUGUUUGGCUGUGUCGACAGAAAUCUGUGACUUAUCUCCUCAGGACUCUCAAAGGACAUAAAAGAAUGAAGACAACUACACUGACUGAGCCUCCUGCUUUCCCUGGAAAAUUCACUUAACGGGGCGAGCGUCCGCCCUCCCACCUCCCUCUCCCCCUGCGCCCGCCCGGCCCUCCUUGGCUGGCGGCUGAGGCGGGUCGCAGGCAGCACGACACCCCGAGCUUUAGUAAGACAGGAAGUCCAGAGGCGGCGACGAGACAGAGGAGUCCCAGGGCAGCGUGACACAGAGUUCGAUCCGCUCUGUCGGAGCCCGGCCCGGCACAGUCCGCUCUCCACUCUCUUGCAGAGGACAAGCGAGCGACACACUUUUUUGUCUUACAGAUGCCGCGCCUUGGUGCCACCGCGGCGACCAGUGCUGGAAAUCACGCAGUGUCUCGCUCCUCCCGCUCCCCUCCGGCUUGAUUUGGUCUAACAGGGAGGACACAACUUAUUCUGUUUUUUUUUUUUUUUUUUCCCACAGCUGUAACUAAGAGAUUUCAGCGCAAAAGAAAACAAAUGACUCAAAAGACUAAACUACAGUACAACUGUGUACAAUUUGUCAAGGCAUGUGAGGAAUCUAUAUAAAUCUAUAUAGGCUACAUGAUGAAACUAUAUGAAAAAUUGAAUGCAAACGGUGUAAUUAUUGAUUUCUGUAUCAUAGUUGUCAUAUAUUUGUGUAUUAUGGUGAGUAAUUCUAUUUAAAUGAGGGGAAAAUAUUAAUCUUCAUAACCAGUUUUCCUGAGGGUUUCCCACCCAGUGACAAGGGUGUGAGUUUGUGUAUGCAGUGCCUCUCUGCUUUCUAUCCAUGUCUGAAAUAUCAGAAUUACUCACAUUUUUUCAGCUGCACGUUUUCUGUAGUGUUCCUCAGAAACCUUCAGAAGCAGUUCAUUUUUUUUCUCUCUUAAAUAUCAUACUUUGAUCUCUUGCAUACCUUAAAAUUGUAAUUAGAGGUGAAAAAAAAAAAACGGAGAAAGCUUAUUGCUGGGUUGGAAGAGAUGGCCAUGUGUUGCUGUUGGGAAGUCGUUGGAGCAUGGCCAGCCUGUAUGCUGCCUCAAAACCUGAAGCACCCUUCUCCCCCUGGCCUUGUCUUACUCUCAUGCCAAUUUUCACUCACUCUGCAGCUGCCUCUGUUGCAAAUCCCGAACUGAAAAACCACACACCCAAAAUGACUGUGUUGUCUUACAUUUUGCAGCACGUGUAGCAACUGUGGCGCAAGCUGAAAUGUACUCCUCACGCUUCAUGCCCUGAAAUAGCUGAGCCUACAUUAUCACAGAUAUUUACAUAAGUGAACUUGCCAGAUGGGAAGUGUCUUCAGCUUUCUGAGCUUUAGUGGGAAAUUUAAAAAAAAAAAAAAAAAAAAAAAGAAGAGGGAAGCCUUUAUUUCAGAUGCUAUGUGAAGUUUUUUUUUUUUUUUUCUGUGCCAACAGAUGGGUACCAACUUGUCUAAAGUGUAUUUCUCUGUUAACACUUGACAUUAAGUUGCUUUUUUCUCGACAAGAUAGCGCUGUUGUUAUGCUUGUAACAACGUUGGACCAACGCACAUCAUUUGUUUUCAAAUGAUUUGAUUUGCAGGAGCAUUCAGUGAUUUUUAUACAAUUAAAAAUGUAUCCGUCUCAAUUCUGUAUGUGCAUUGACCAAAACAAUGAACCUGUCUCAGCAAUAGAGUUAUGUAACCACUACACCUUACUAAAAUAUGACUUGACAAAGAAGAUGAGAAUGAAAUGUUGUUACUUUUGUAAUUGCAGCCUUGUUGGUUAGACGGGCAUAAAAGCAACUUAAUGUGAAGUUUGAGCCAUAUUACACAUAUCAGAUGGAGAAUUUAAACAUCUUGCUGUUAUCCAUCGUGCAAUUUCUGACAGAUUGAACCCGUUCUCUCAUUCUGACUGUGUAUUUCAAGUCAUUCGGUCCCUACAAGGGGGAUCCGAUCUUUGUGUGAUAUCACCCAGCACCCCUCACCGGUGUUGAACACUUUGAUACACCAUCCUUUGUACAAAAAAAUAAUAUAUUUGGUGCAAUUAUGUUAUAUCAGCAUGAACAAGAAGAAUGCAUUUUAAUGAAGAAAAAAAAAAUCCUGUACCUUUGCUGUUGUCAUGCUCCCUGACCGCGGUCAAGUAAGGCUUCAGAGCUCCAACUCUGUUGAUGUGACUUUUUCUUUUUCCUCUUGAGUGUGUGUUGUGCAGUUCUAUUAUUCUGAGAUGUGAGCAGACUCUGCGCUGCUAAAAAUGCCCAAAUGUGUCACUGAGGGGUCCUUCAACCCCCUCCUCCCCCCCGUUUGCUCUCUCUGGGCCUUUUCGAAGCACCUCGGGUGUUCUGUUUCCCCUCGUCUGUGUCCAGUGUUGUGCCUUUGACCUGUGUCGUGCACAGUUGUUCUCCCUUCUAUCAUGAGGUGCCUCUCAUACCUUAAAAAAAAAGCCAGGAGACACCUGAGG
Myripristis murdjan (pinecone soldierfish) is the source of this 4047-nucleotide messenger RNA. It is a transcript of the gene kctd2, whose product is annotated as potassium channel tetramerization domain containing 2. Gene Ontology annotation, molecular function: cullin family protein binding. The transcript has 6 exons. The coding region runs from base 314 to 1117 and encodes 267 amino acids. Gene Ontology annotation, cellular component: Cul3-RING ubiquitin ligase complex; cytoplasm. Gene Ontology annotation, biological process: protein homooligomerization; proteasome-mediated ubiquitin-dependent protein catabolic process. The record is from RefSeq and is a predicted model, not a curated record. Lineage: Eukaryota; Metazoa; Chordata; Actinopteri; Holocentriformes; Holocentridae.